AUGCCUAAUAUCCUCUCCAAAGCUACUGUCACUGCUGUUGGCCUAACAUGUAAAUCGGUCCUAAACCUGGGUCUAUGUUCAAUGACUGUGAACGGCCUUCCAAAUAUUAUGCGGGCGUUAGAAAGCGAUGAGAGGGACAACGGUAGAGGGAUUGUCACAGUGUCCAAUCAUAUAUCUACAUUAGAUGACCCAAUGACUUGGGGAGUAAUGCCUGUGAACACGUACUGGAACUCCCGUAAAACGCGCUGGGUGCUUGGAGCAUCCGACAUCAUGUUCAUUAAUCCUAUACUGUCGGCAUUCUUUCGGAAGGGUCAAGUGAUCGAGACUUUUCGAGGAAGGGGCAUUUACCAGCCUGCAGUAGACCUCGCCAUCCAGAAAUUGACGCAGGGAGAAUGGUUGCACUUAUUCGGCGAGGGCUACGUCUCGCAGCCUGCGCUGCAAUCGGUAGAGCACAAUAAGGGCCGACUACGACGUUUCAAAUGGGGAAUCGGCCGUAUGCUCAUGGAAACUCCUAGACCACCCGUCAUCAUACCAAUGUGGAUAGCCGGCUUUGAUAGGCUUAUGCCAGAGGGACGUCGCUUCCCGUUCAACUUCAUACCACGUCUCGGUGCGAAACUGAGUGUGACGUUCGGCGAGCCCAUCCCACCGGAAGAUAUCCUGUCUGCAUUGCAGCGUCGCACCGGCAUCCCGGCAAACGCGUCGCAGACGGCCAGCACUUGGGUCGCGAAGACGCCGGAGGAGCAAGCGGAUCGAAGUUUACGAAGAGACCUUGGAACGGAUGAGGGAAGCAGGGAUAUACGCAUAGCAGUGACGGAUGUGGUGCAACGCGCUGUAGAGGCGCUCGGCAGACGAGUAUCCGGUGACAUGCUGGGUAAACAGAACCCUUGA
Messenger RNA from Peniophora sp. CBMAI 1063, 888 nucleotides. The record is from the annotation of a GenBank genome assembly. NCBI's taxonomy places the organism in Eukaryota, Fungi, Basidiomycota, Agaricomycetes, Russulales, Peniophoraceae.